CGCGGUUCGUCACUGCUUUUGGCGCGCUGCCCCGUUCAGUUUGGCUCGAGUCUUUGAACAGAGUCGUCGUUGUCGCGUGUGCUCGCGUUUACCUUCGGGUCUAUCCAGUAAAGUUCAAAAGUGAACGUGUGCCUUGACGGUUUGUUAUUUUUUGCUGAAACAGAUAGGGAUUAUCAUCGCCGACUAGUACAAGAUUAGGCGGGGUUCCGGAGGCUGCGCCGAGUGUUUGUCGCUGAUUGUACAACUGGAAUUAUACGGCAAAUAAACACGACUCUACACUCAGCUCAAGGUGCAAGCACCAAAUAGCAACGCUGCCCUGUAGCAGCAGUAGCGCAUCAUCGAAGGAAAAACGACGACGACCCAGACAACGACAAUCACAAGAGCCAAGAGACGGUGGCGGCCCGCUUUCCCGCGAGAUGGGAUGCGACUGUGAAUCAUGCAUAGCGAGGUCGCUAUUGUCGGUGUUCAACUUUGUGUUCUUCGUGCUCGGAUCGAUUGUUCUAGGUGUGGGAGCAUGGCUGGCGGCAGACAAAUCAUCGUUCAUAGCGCUAUUGAAAAUGGUUGAAAGUGAUCAGCUGGAGCACUUCACACAGCCGCAAGUGAUAGAACAACUGGCGUACUGCCUGAUGGCGAUCGGAGCCGUCAUGUUCUUCCUGAGCUUCCUCGGAUAUUGCGGCGCGAUACGGGAAAGCCAGUGUCUGCUGACCACGUACGGCCUGUUCCUGCUGGUGAUAUUGAUUCUGGAGGUGACCGCGUGCGGGCUGGCGGCCGCGUACAAGGACCGCGCCAAAGUCGAAACCAAGAACUACCUGCAGACGACCAUCUCCAAGUACUACUCGAGCCACGACCGCAACCAGUCGGACGCCGUCACGCUGAUGUGGAACUACCUGAUGUCGGAGAUGCACUGCUGCGGCGUGGACGACUACCGGGACUUUGCGCUGUCGGACAAGUGGAACGAGAGCAAGGGCAACCGGAUCAUCCCGGAGGCGUGCUGCAUGCAGACGGCGCUGUUCGAACCGCUGGACCGCAGCUGUCCGUACUCGCCGUCCGACAGCAACAGCUACUACAAACAGGGAUGUUACAACGCACUGAUCGACUGGAUAAUGUACAACCGAAAUUUAGUAAUCAUCGUGGCCAUCGGGGUGGGAUUGGUGCAACUGUUGGCGAUAUUCCUCGCGUUCUGCCUAUGCAAGUCAAUCGAAAAGUACCGCGGUAUGCGGCUGUAAAGCGGAUCCAAAACACUACAACAGCAACAACAUCACGCGUGGGAUCAAGCAGCAAGAGAACAAUCCAUAUUGUAGAGUAAUUAGGACAGAAUCUCAGCGCGAGCCUUUAGCCAGGUCGGCGUCGGGGCGGAACCAAUCACACAUUACGUUCAAAGCAAGAUUAGACUUUUUAGCCGGUAAGACUAAAGCCGUUCGACAACGCGAGAGACAUAGAGAGGAGGAGGGUUAUCGAACGUACAAGUGCACUUCUUUUAUAGACAUCAUCAGAAGAAACACGAUGGCCAUUGCGUUAGCUGCGAAACAAAGCAUACACAAACACUUUAGACAUUCAGAGAAACUUUUUGGCUAGAUCUUUCAAGAGGGAGAAACGGAGAAAAGAUUUGUUUUCUUUCACUUCCGAAUCAGCAGCAUCGAUUGUAGACGCGUGUAAAAAGCAGUAAAUCGACUAUUUUUACAAGCAUGCUUUAUUGAUUCACCUACAGUGUAAGUUAUGUAAUGGUACAUAAAUUCGAAUAUUCGAUUUUAUAUCUACGAUAACCAAUUGUUUUUGUUAAGAAAAUAAAUACAUUAAUUUAAAAACA
Messenger RNA from Culex pipiens pallens (northern house mosquito), 1807 nucleotides. Its product is annotated as tetraspanin-18. Lineage: Eukaryota; Metazoa; Arthropoda; Insecta; Diptera; Culicidae. The transcript has 8 exons. The record is from RefSeq and is a predicted model, not a curated record. The coding region runs from base 417 to 1226 and encodes 269 amino acids. Gene Ontology annotation, cellular component: membrane.